Molecule: messenger RNA, 3273 nt
Organism: Arachis stenosperma
Lineage: Eukaryota; Viridiplantae; Streptophyta; Magnoliopsida; Fabales; Fabaceae
Exons: 2
Coding region: 343-1410 (355 amino acids)
Source: RefSeq, a predicted model, not a curated record
UCCAUUUGAUCACUAUCCACAACUACGCGUCAUAUUCCAACCGUGCCACAUACAGUCUGCGUGACAUGAUGAUUAUGCCCGUAAGCACCACAGAACUUCCCGUAGUGUAUAUGUACGUUUUUAUAGCCUAAUUUAGUAUUUUUCUCUUAUGCUUACUCUCACGGUGCACAGUCAAACCUUGGUCCGAAAUGCAUCCAACAACCCAACCCUAACCCACAGCAACCAACAACCCUUUCUCCUCCGUUGGAUUGGUUGAACCUCCGAACUGUUGAACCAAUAUCCGGAAUGGUUCGAUGACCGCUCAGUUUUCAGAAUCUUGGUUUCCAUGGCCGCGUGGCUACCAUGAUUGUUAUUGAGAGAAACUUCCACUCAAGACUCUGCAUCCACUCCCCGCUUUGUUGUGAAGUUGCUUCAUCAUUCUCUCACAUUGUUCGACUGCAUUGCAUGCACAAAAUUCGAUGUUAUAUGGGUGCUCUUGAUGCAUGUCUGGGUAAUAAGAAAAACGUUAGUAGCAAUUCUUUAGUAUCGGUUAUUGUAGGAUCUAAUUCCUAUAGCCAUGCUCCUAAUAACAACUUUAGAAGUUUGAGCAUAGUUGGUGCCAUGUCAAAAUACGAAUCUGUCGAAACUCAUUCUUUCCUUCAAGCACCGAGUCUUCAACACCGGUUUAAAAACUGGCAAACACUUAGAAAACACAAACUGACAGCUAGCACUUUCGCUGCUGCUAUUGGAUUUUGGCGUAGGCAAAGGUGCCAGUUGUGGCUAGAGAAGAUCGGUGCUAUUGAACCAUUCUCAGGAAACAUCGCUACCUGUUGGAACAAUAUCAAAGAGGAGGAAGCACUUGAAAGAUACAAGCUGAUAAGUGGUAAUACUGUAUUGUUUCCUGAACUUCAGGUGUAUGGUGCUAACACUGAAAAUGACUGGCUAGCUGCUUCACCAGAUGGUGUACUUGACAGAAAGGUAUUUGAGUUGUCUUCUCAUGGGGUUCUAGAGAUAAAGUGUCCUUAUCUCAAUGGAGACAUGAGUAAAGCUUUCCCUUGGUCUCGAAUUCCAAUUCGCUAUAUUCCUCAAGCUCAGGGAUUAAUGGAGAUUCUCGGGAGGAAUUGGAUGGAUUUUUAUGUAUGGACUCCUAAUGGCAGUAGUUUGUUCAGGUUACAUCAUGAUGCUGAGUACUGGAAUGUGAUGGAACUGGCACUAUCUGAUUUCUGGUGGAAACAUGUCCAUCCAGCAAGGGAGUUGUAUAGUAGGAAAGUUAUAACAGACCCUCUUUUUGAAUUAAGAUCAUUUAGACCAGCUCGGAGGCAUGAGUUAUGUAGUCAUAUCAUUUCUGAAAGCAUACGGAUUGCUAAUAGUUCGAAGUUAUUAAUGCGGGAAAUACGUGGAAUAUUGCAACCAGAUGACUCCCACGGUUAGAGGAAGGACAUUAGUGUAGUAAUAACAUUUUUUUUACAGGGAUCCCAAUUUUUUUUGGUGAUCUGUUUAUAUCAGUAUAGUUUAUGAAGAUAUUGAUGUUGCUGACAGAGGAUAAUAUUGUAAAUUUGAUAUGGUUAUAGAGACAUCUAUGAGAAUAUAUGAAAUAAAGAAGUGAUUGUUAAAUAUGAUUGGUUGAAGCCGGAGAAUAGAGAAGGGGAUAGAAACAAACUUGCCAGGUUAUGGAACCUUAUAAAGUUGGGACAUUUGAUAUGGAGAAAGUGGAGAGUUCAACAGCUGGUACAUCUGUCAAUACACCACAUCAUUUCUUUAUUUGAGAAAACAAAAUGACCUAAUAUGUGAAGUGAGUAGAAUGUUCAUAGUAUGAAAUGUGAAUUUACAUGCUAUAAAGUCUAGUCUAAGGAUUCAAGACUACAUUCCUUUUAUCUUCCUCUCUGGUUUCUCCUGAGAUUAAAAUCACUUCUCAUUUGCAGAGUGACCUGGUUCUCUAGGCUUCAUCAAGGUAAUUUGUUAGGCUUAAUGAACUUGAACUGAAGCAUUAGCUGUAAUUAUCAUUUGAUUGAUUGUUAACCUGUUUCUUCUGAUCUCAAUUGCUUGGGAUAUUAUCUAUGAAAGUUUUAAAGGUAUAGACUCAAUAUAAAGUUAUCUCUCACAUGCAAAAUAUAGACAUGUAAAGUUAUUUUUUUCCUCUCUUGUAACCAUACCGCUUCAAUUAUGCUGAAUAUGGUCCUUAGGUCACAUCUUAUUACACUAAAGUCACUUGCGAAGAUAUGAUAAUAAGAUUUUGGUUGACAACAAAUAUAUUGUUUCUGUUAGUGCUAUCUCAUUCAAGGAUAAAUGGUACUUUCUGAAAAUGUGAAGUCAUAAAUUUUAAGUCUUUAGUACCUCUAAUUUAAUAUAUUUUCUCAUAUUAAAGCUAUUGCAAAAUAGAAUUGAUCAAAGUGUCUGUGAGAACUCGGCAUCUUCAUAUAGCACUGCUCAUUGGUAUCUCCUUGGCUGCAAUGGACGGUGCAUCUUUCAGGUCUCUUUAGGUAUUGUUGUCACCAAGUAUGUCGAUAUCUAGAUUUUCUAUAUGCUUGAUAUUGUUUAUCAAUGUGUUGAGUUUGUCUUCAUCUCUAUCUUAAUCUCAUCUUGUCAUUUAUAAUUAGUGCUAGUAUGUGUGGCGCUUUGAAUCUGAAGCGUUUACUGCUUAGAUGGUCCCCAUAAGUCAAAGAUGAUGUGUUGGACAUGAAAAUUUGCUCCACGGUGUAUGUUGGUUGCUUAUCUUAGAUUUCAUUACCAUAUCCUUAUCAUGGUUAUAAGCCUUUUAUUAUCACCUUAAUGUUCAAAUAUAGCUGUAUUAUGUUAUCAGUAUUCUGGUGAUUCCCAAUUCGUACUGGAUUCUAAUGCAUGGUGUUUGUUUGGGAUGGAGUCACUUCUUUUCCCUUUGAAUGGUGGAACUUGGAAGGUUUGUGGUUAACUCCACACAUAUCUGUUACAAGUUUUUCUUUUUGUUAGAAUGGUUUGUCUUCCCUAUUAAAGUGGAUUGUUUUACUCAUUUUUUUAUGACCUACAUAAGUUGGUGUAUGUAAAGUAUAAUGUUGGAAUAUGAGUACACAAGCAAUGGCUGGAAAGGAACAGAAAAUCUCGUCCUUGUUGGAUCUGUGACUAUGUUAAGCUCAACACUCUAGCUCUUUUACUCUAAUUUUUCCUCCUUCAAUGAGCAUCAAGAUUAGUUGAUUACCUCAAUCUUCCCAUUAGAGGGAAAUAAAACGAGACAUUGUGUGUGUGUGUGUGUGUCUUUUCUCUUUUUUUUUUUUUUUUUUUAUUUGGUCGGGAGAGUUUGAUUAUACCAUAUUGAGCAAA